GGAGCAGUUUGGGUGGCGGCGCGUGGCUUGUGCGCUCCUCUCCCUCCGGCUGCAGGAUGGCGCCUCCUUGGCUGCUCCCGCUCGUGGCUCUCUGCCUGCACCUGUCGGCGUCGAGGGGCGCGGAGGGCGCGGGCUGCGGGGCCUGCCAGCCGGAGCGCUGCCCGACGGUGCGGUGCGCGGCGCCCGAGCUGACGGCGCAGGACGAGUGCGGCUGCUGCGAGCGGUGCCUGAGCGUCGAGGGGGAGCGGUGCGGCGGGACGCGGGGCGCCCGCUGCGGCCAGGGGCUGGUGUGCGUGAGCCAGCGGGCGGAGGGGCAGCCGGAGGCCGACGAAGAAGACGAGGAGGGCACCGGGCGGUGCGUGUGCGAGGAGGACGGCGCCGUCUGCGGCUCCGACGGGCGCUCCUACGGCAGCGUGUGCGCUCUCCGCCUCCACAGCUGGCGCGCCCUCCACGCCGGCCGGGAGCGCGUCCGGAAGGCGCACGACGGCGAGUGCAAGCUGGCUCCUGCUAUUGUGGUGCCACCCAAAAAAAUCCACAAUGUUACAGGCGCUCAAGUCUACCUGUCCUGUGAAGUGAAAGCCGUUCCAACCCCUAUCAUCACCUGGAAAAAGGUCAUUGAAUCCCCGAAGGGAGUGAAGGUCCUAGAAGAACUGCCUGGAGACAGAGUCAACAUCGCAGUUCAGGUUCGGGGCGGACCUUCUAAACAUGAGAGCACGGGCUGGGUUUUGAUUAACCCACUGACAAAAGAAGAUGAGGGUGUUUAUCAGUGUCGUGCGACAAAUAUGGUGGGAGAAACUGAGGCAGAGGGAAGCAUUAGAGUCCUGGAUGCCAACAAGAAAGCGAAUUUCCUGCCGUCUGAAGACAUGAAGUAGCAGGAUGAAGCGAUUUAAUGACUUCUGAGAGAAUCCCAGCCCAGCCCAGCCCAGCUGAUUUUGCUGUCUUACUUGCAGAGGAUUCAGACACCGGCUUGAUCGUUGCUCUUACCAAUGUACUGCAGGUUGUUUUUUUUCUGAUUAAUAAUGUAGUUGAGAAUGCAACAGCAACGCUCAAUAAAG
Messenger RNA from Gekko japonicus, 1055 nucleotides. RefSeq names its product insulin like growth factor binding protein-like 1 (gene IGFBPL1). Bases 57 to 872 code for a protein of 271 amino acids. Gene Ontology annotation, biological process: regulation of cell growth; regulation of signal transduction. Gene Ontology annotation, cellular component: extracellular region. The transcript is spliced from 5 exons. The record is from RefSeq and is a predicted model, not a curated record. Lineage: Eukaryota; Metazoa; Chordata; Lepidosauria; Squamata; Gekkonidae. Gene Ontology annotation, molecular function: insulin-like growth factor binding.